CAACUAUCAAUCGAUGCCCAGAAACCGGACACGUUUAGUGGGUUUGCAGUUUCCAAUUUCUACUUCUGGUUUGUCUUCUUUAACAGAACUGAACCUCAGUGACUGUAAUCUUCAGGAGGGAACAAUAACGGAAAAUCUUGGCUGCCUAUUCUCGUUAGUAUCUCUAAAUCUAAGUAAAAACAAUUUUCUUAGUCUUCCCAAAAGCAUAAGUCAGCUUUCUAAGCUUCACAACUUGAAUUUGGAAUGUUGUAAGCUUCUUCAGCAAAUGCCGGACCUUUCACCAAAAGUGAACUUGGGUGUUGGCUCGGAAGGGAGUAAUUCACUGGAAAGGCUGUCAUCGUGUUUCAAUUAUAUUAAUUGCUUCGAAUUGGUUAAAAAUCAAGACUGCAACAAUAUAGCAAUUGCACUGCUAAGGAGAUUUAUUCAGGGAAUCCCUUAUCCAGGAAACAGGUUUGAAACUAUAAUUCCUUGCAGUGAAAUUUCUGGGUGGUUCAUUGAUCGAAGUGCGAGGUCUGGAGUAAGCAUGGACCUACCUGAGGACUGGUAUAUGAAUAAUUGGAGAGGAUAUGCUUUGUGUGCUGUUUUUGGUCUCGGUCGACGUAUACCUGCGGGUAACCUGCUUGGUAAAUGGAAGUUUGAGAAAGAGACCGAUAGCACUGAACAUGGCCUUCGUUGUGAAGUGAGCCCCAACAAUUUGGGUUCAGGCGGCUGGUGUCCUUUCUUUGGCUGCAGCCAAGAAUUAGGCCAAAUUGAGUCAGAUCACAUUUGGCUAUCCUUUGUAGGCUGUGAACAUUUUGGAACUGCAUGGCAAUACAGCUGUCGUCGGCUUGAGUUUUUAUUUAAAACCUUAGGCUCUAGCUUGGAGGUGAAGAAGUGUGGUGUCCGUUUGAUAUAUGACCAAGAUAUUGGUUUAGGCCCUAAACCCUGAACCCAAGUAUUGUCGUAGAGGCAUCUUCUCUCGUCCCAUGAUUGCAUUUAGAAGGAGCGGUUGCCAACCAAUUCCUGUCCAGAAAAGAUUCAUCGGAUAUGAGGUUAUGAAUGAUAUGCA
Molecule: messenger RNA, 1048 nt
Organism: Prunus avium (sweet cherry)
Lineage: Eukaryota; Viridiplantae; Streptophyta; Magnoliopsida; Rosales; Rosaceae
Source: RefSeq, a predicted model, not a curated record